AUGGACGACGAAAAGGGAAUCCAUAAAACAGUCAAAAAGAGAAAGGUAUUAUUAUUCAGCCAAUUAGAGGACGCGCCGCAAGUGGCAAAACUCGUAUCAUUGCCUUUCCCAGAUGAACCCAAGCACAGAAAGCGGAAAAGGAGAGGCCAUAGGCGGAAAUUUGGGUGUGUUGAAGUCCCUAAAGACCGAGCGGAAGCAAAUGAGAAUUGGCCCUCUCAGAGCUCGAAAUCCUUCAACAUAUGCCCGCCUUUGUCAAUGAGAGGAGAAGAACCCAACCAGCAUAGCCGACU
Acaulospora colombiana is the source of this 290-nucleotide messenger RNA. The record is from the annotation of a GenBank genome assembly. NCBI's taxonomy places the organism in Eukaryota, Fungi, Glomeromycota, Glomeromycetes, Diversisporales, Acaulosporaceae.